CUGGGUGACGCCAUCAGCCGGCGCGAUGUUUAGAGUCCACUGAUGUCGUGGCGCUUCGGGGGUAGAAGUUGCUGUCUUGCCGGACCCUGGUCCUGAAGACGCUGUCCGGGUGACCCCUAACCUCUUCCUACCCACCCCUCCGCCCGCCUUUUCCCUCCGCCCUCUGGCAGGAUGAGGCGUACAGGCUUGGGUGAAGGAGUACCUCCUAGCAACUAUGGCAACUAUGGCUAUGCCAAUAGUGGGUAUAGUGCCUGUGAAGAAGAAAACGAGAGACUCACUGAAAGUCUGAGACACAAAGUAACCGCUAUAAAGUCUCUUUCCAUUGAGAUAGGCCAUGAAGUUAAAAAUCAAAAUAAAUUAUUAGCGGAAAUGGAUUCACAGUUUGAUUCUACAACUGGAUUUCUGGGUAGAACUAUGGAAAAACUGAAGAUUAUAUCCAGAGGGAGCCAAACAAAGCUGCUGUGCUAUAUGAUGCUGUUUUCAUUGUUUGUCUUUUUUGUCAUUUAUUGGAUUAUUAAACUGAGGUGAUGCAAGUAAGUGUGAGUUUGGAAUUUGUUCCAACUUAAAUAGCUUGGAGUACCACUUUCGUAAAAAAUGAGCAUCAAAACAUUCCUAAUUUUCAAUUACGAUGGCUUUUCCAUUGAGGAUUACUGAAUUUUACUUGUUUUAUAAAUCAUGUUAGAUAAUACAGUGCUCUUUGAAUACUGUUUCUUAAUGAUUCAUUUUUGCCCCUAUUUUCAGGGGUACUCAGAUGGCCUAAAGUCCAUCUCGCCCUAACAAUUGUUUGCCUGUUGUUUGCUGUCAGAUUAAACAGCAGUAUAAUAUUCCGUUGUUACCAUACAUGUAGGUUUAUGUUCUCUAUAAAGAAGCUUUGUGGGAGAAUAACAAUGCCUGGAGAGCUUGACGCUGAGCUCUUGAGGUAGUGACACUUUUGUGAUGGAACGGUAAAUGUGUUUUCUUGAACUGCCAUCAACCUUAAUGAGGUACUCCCCUUUCCUCUUUUACUCGAUUAAAACUGUAGGCAGAUUUCUUUUUACCUCCAAGUUUUCUAAUAGUUUUUGAUGAUACGACUCUUCUUCCCCCUUUGCCCAAGGACCUCAUUCUUGACUGAAGCUUGUUAUUUUGGCAUAUUUCUAGCAGGGUGCCAAACAAAUGUGUACCAGUCUCGUCGUUUUGUAUUGAUUUUGUACAUACCGUUGACUUGGCUUAUAAUAGUUCUGUGAUUUUAGCUACUUAGGCCAUUUGGUUAUCAUUUGUGACAGAAUAAUGUGAAGCUAAAGUAAUUGCUGAGCUCCAAAUGAAAAUAAAAUGUUCAAGAAAAUUAAUUGCCUCUGCUUUAUUAAGUGCUCAAAAUAGAUAAUUGAAAGUACUCAGCAUUGAACUUGGGGUUAAGACUCUUGUUACUUUAAUCCAUUAUAUUUGUUUAUAGAAAGCAAAACAAAGGUGGACUGUUAAGUAAGAAUAUUGAAAUGUUCUUAAACGAUCUGUUGCUACUAUUUUGGAAUUUAUCCAUUUAUGGGCUCCAAAAAUAAAUUUUUAAUGAAAUAAAUUAAUUGA
Messenger RNA from Hipposideros armiger (great roundleaf bat), 1557 nucleotides. RefSeq names its product Bet1 golgi vesicular membrane trafficking protein (gene BET1). The record is from RefSeq and is a predicted model, not a curated record. The transcript has 4 exons. The coding region runs from base 172 to 528 and encodes 118 amino acids. Lineage: Eukaryota; Metazoa; Chordata; Mammalia; Chiroptera; Hipposideridae.